AUGGUGACACUUAUCGGUAUCACUUGGCCGAACCUACUAUGUCUUGCUGGUGUCGGAGUGUAUCUGUUAACGCGGGUAUUCAAGAAGAAGAAUCCUGCACCAUAUCCCCCUGGUCCUCAGGGGUGGCCUCUCAUCGGGAACGUCCUAGACAUGCCCCACAUCAAGCCCUGGCUCACAUUCACUCAGUGGGGCAAGAAGUAUGGUGAUAUCUCGCAUAUGGAGGUUCUAGGUCAACAUAUCAUAGUGGUGAACUCUGUCAAGACUGCGUUGAACAUGCUGGACAAGAAGAGUAAUAUGUACUCUGACCGUCCUGUAUUUCCUAUGGGUGGCGAACUUGUUGGCUUGAAGUACACUUUGGGUUUUCUCACCUACGGUGACCGGUUUCGCCAGUACCGCAAGACCAUCCAUCACAUCAUUGGCACCCGUGCCGCAGUAGAGGCAUAUAACCAGAUCGAGGAGGUUGAAAGCCACCGGUUCCUGAAGCGGGUGCUUGAAAGACCCAACCAACUGCAGGCACAUGUUCGACUCCUCGUUGGCGCUAUCAUUCUGCGCAUCUCUCAUGGUUACGAAGUGAAAGAGAACAAUGAUCCCUUCAUCGACACUGCGGACCGUGCUCUCGACCGAGCCUCACGGGCCACUGCUCAUGGUGCCUUCAUGGUUGACAUCAUGCCAUCCCUGGCCAAGGUCCCCGAGUGGUUCCCUGGUGCCGGCUUCAAGCGCCUAGCGCGUGAAUGGAACAUGAUUGUCGAAGAAAUGGUCGCUGCACCUUACCAGUUCGUCAAGGAUCAGAUGGCUGCUGGCAUUGCCCCGAAGUCUUUCACCUCAGCUCUGUUGGAAGGCAAAACUCUGACUGAGGAAGAAGAUCACGUUGCGAAAUGGUGUGCUGGAUCUCUAUACAGCGGUGGUGCCGACACGGUUGGCCCUUUCCUACCUAUGACAUUAUUCCCUGAUAUACAAAAGAAGGCACAGGCUGAAAUAGACGCUGUUAUCGGUCCUGAUCGACUUCCCACCUUAGCCGACCGCGCCUCCCUCCCCUAUACCGAGGCGGUUGCCAAAGAAGUGUUGCGCUGGAAUGUUGUCUCCCCUAUCGGUUUUCCCCACCGUGUCACUGAGGACGACAUCCAUGACGGGUACUACAUUCCAAAAGGUUCCUUGGUAAUACCUAAUAUUUGGUUCAUGCUCAAUAACCCGGAGACAUACGCUAAUCCCUCAGAAUUCAACCCUGAACGGUUUUUGGGAAAGAGGCCCGAGCCCGAGCCCCGCACGGUCUGCUUCGGCUUUGGAAGACGUAUCUGUCCAGGUCUCCUACUUGCUGAAGCCUCCGUCUGGAUGUCCACGGCGAGGUCACUGGCUGUGUUCAAUAUUUCCAAGGCCGUCGAGAACGGUGUCGAGAUCACCCCCGAGAUUGACCGCUCAACAGGCACGAUCAGCCAUCCCACAGCCUUCAAGUGUUCUAUUGAGCCUCGCUCUGCAAAAGCCAUCGGGCUCAUUGAACAGGAUUACGGGAUCAACUAUGGGGAAUUCAAGUUGUAUGGUGGACAUUUGGUUACACUUCGAGUUGCCGCUAAUCCGUAG
Molecule: messenger RNA, 1575 nt
Organism: Suillus clintonianus
Lineage: Eukaryota; Fungi; Basidiomycota; Agaricomycetes; Boletales; Suillaceae
Product: cytochrome P450
Exons: 12
Coding region: 1-1575 (524 amino acids)
Molecular function (GO): monooxygenase activity; oxidoreductase activity, acting on paired donors, with incorporation or reduction of molecular oxygen; heme binding
Source: RefSeq, a predicted model, not a curated record